Haliotis rufescens (red abalone) is the source of this 1691-nucleotide messenger RNA. RefSeq names its product NADH-cytochrome b5 reductase-like. Bases 551 to 1492 code for a protein of 313 amino acids. The record is from RefSeq and is a predicted model, not a curated record. The transcript has 7 exons. NCBI's taxonomy places the organism in Eukaryota, Metazoa, Mollusca, Gastropoda, Lepetellida, Haliotidae. Gene Ontology annotation, molecular function: oxidoreductase activity.
AAAGAUGUCUAAAGGGGGGUAACUCUAACUGGCAGCCUGAAGGUUAUGCACUUUUAUGUCAUUAAAACGAUGUAAAUCAAUUGAGGAUGAAUGAAGAAAGUCAGCAUAUGUGCAGUGGGCUUACUAAGUCAAAGCAAGUAAAGAGAAAGUUAGAACAGGUUGUGGAAGAAGUAAUAGAUAAUGGAAUGAAUGACAGGAUCAGUGACAACAACAAUAACUACGAUACAAGAAAUGCCAGUUCCACCUCCAAAUGCCAUGUUAAAGAAGGCUUUUCAUGGUGGACAUGCCUUAUGUAUGGAAUGCCUUAUGAAAGUACUAAACCACACGCAGUCAAAAAAACAGAAGACUGAAAUAUUUGUUCACAAUGCCUCAUAAUCUAUCAACAUGAUCAACUUGUCUUUUUUUUUAUUGUAUCACAGUAUGAACAUAUGAAAGUCAUAAAAUAUAAAAUGGAUUAUUCUGGAACAAAUACUACUCACAAGUCUCUGCCUGGUGACAGCUGGGAAUUCAGACACUUUAAUAUCUUGUUUGCUUAUUAGUGUGAAAGCUGAUGAUGGCUAAAUGUACAGAUUGGCCUGAGAAGCCUAUCAAACCCCUGGACUCUGAUUGUUGUGGUAAUGGGUGUGUGCCAUGUGUGUUGGAUAUCUAUGAUGAAGAAGUGAAGAUCUGGGAAAAGGAAUGCCUUCGACUGCAGCAGAAAGACAACAAACAUGAAAAUGUGUCUGACUCGGAAGAUGAGGCAGAUGAGGAACCAGUGUUAUCCAAAGACAGAUACAGAAGAGUUAAAAUCAUAUUUAUCACCAUGGAAACCAAGGACUCUGCUAGAUACCGGAUGAAGCUGCCGAGAGAAAAAUCAUUGGGUCUGUGUAUAGGUCAACAUAUCAUUAUCAGGGGAUAUCUGGAUUCCACACCUGUAACCCGACAGUACACACCUAUAUCUGAUGUUGAGAUCAAGGGUUAUUUUGAUGUUUUGAUUAAGACGUAUCCUGAGGGUCAGAUGUCCCAGAUAGUUAAAAGAUGGAAGGAAGGAGAAUAUGUUGACAUUCGAGGUCCAUUUGGUAGUUUCUCCUACAAGCGGAACCAGUAUCAAACAUUGUACCUUCUAGCAGCGGGCACGGGUAUAGCCCCGAUGUCACAGGUCAUACAGGGAAUUGUGGGAGAUGAGGAUGAGGAGACCAGAGUGAGGCUGAUCUAUGGGUGCCGCACCUACGCUGAUAUCUUGAUGAAGGCUGAACUAGACACUUGGUCCUCCUUCUGGAACUUCUCAGUGACAUACGCUCUCAGUCAGGAAACAGAUGAAUCGUCCAGUUGUUAUAGAUAUGGAGACCAAGUGCAUGCUGGGAGAGUGACUGCCACACUUCUGGACACUGAGCUAGGUGACAGGAAGGAGAAUCUUCUAGUGCUAAUCUGUGGGACUAAGACAUUUGAGGCAGACAUGAUUGACCAUCUAAACACUUUGGGACUGUCUGAGGACAAAUACUUCAGAUUUUAAAAAGUUAAUUAUUAAGUUAAGAUUGUGUUAGUUAAUACUAGUUUCUCCAGUGUAUGUUCUUUCCAACUGAUAUUGCAUACUAACAAACAGCUUAGUAACCAAGUUAGCAUUAGGAACUCUAAUAUAUUCAUGUCUACCCCAGGCAGCCUGUAAAUAAUAUCCACUCAGACUGCUCCCUUUAUGUGAUCCAGCUGAGCUA